CUUUGACAGAACACGUUGUGGCCAGAUACAGUCUGUACACCACCUUCGGUCACUGAGCUCGCUAGGGACUACCUGUUAAUCAGCUUCGACGAUACACAGCAUGGAGAGUGUCUACACAGACAAAGGGAUCCCACCCAUUGGUCCAUAUUCUCAAGCCAUCAAAGCAAAUGGCUUCGUCUUCGUUUCCGGUCAAAUGCCUGCAACCUUUGAGGAUGGCAAGAUCAGAUUGACAGAAGGUACCGUUGCCGACAAGACUCACGCUCUAUGUCGCAAUGCCGGUAUCGUCCUUGAAGCGGCUGGAUCGAGUCUGGACAAGGUUGUCAAGGUCACUGUGUUUUUUGCCAAUCUGGAUGAUUUCGCGGAGAUGAAUAAGGUCUAUGAAGGCUACUUUCCUCAGAAACCGGCAAGAAGUGCUAUCGAGGCAAAGAGAUUGCCAGCAGGUGUUUCGAUGGAGAUGGAGUUGAUGGCACUGCAAUAAUACCUGAAGCUAGAGAGACUGGACUGUAAUAUUCUAUUCCACUCAACCCAAUUCACCCAUCAAGGAUUACCGAAUUCCUCUCGUGGGUUAGCAAACGUCUUUUCCCCCAGGAGCGGACCACGGCCGUCACCCAAAGGAUUUGGUCAAGCACUAAGUCGCCGGAUCUCCUUGUUGGGAACGACUCUCGCGUCCGGUGGUUCGACGCAUA
Messenger RNA from Exophiala oligosperma, 686 nucleotides. RefSeq lists its product as uncharacterized. The transcript has 4 exons. Bases 101 to 478 code for a protein of 125 amino acids. Lineage: Eukaryota; Fungi; Ascomycota; Eurotiomycetes; Chaetothyriales; Herpotrichiellaceae. Gene Ontology annotation, cellular component: mitochondrion; cytosol. The record is from RefSeq and is a predicted model, not a curated record. Gene Ontology annotation, molecular function: deaminase activity.